GACUAAUAGAGUGAUUUUAACGCGUAAACACGUAAAACAACUCACAGGGAAGAGGAAUAUGUCACCGGUGACAGAAGCAACCGAGGCAAAAGCAGAGGUUCAUUACAGGGACGAAACAUGCAGGGACAAGUUCACGUUCUUGCCGGCGGAAAUACCGGACAGCCAGCUCACGGUGGAGGACAUAGAAGAGGGCGGCAGAGGACAUAGAAGAGUGCGGGUACGUGAAGGACACAGCGUUUUCUUCAUAGAUACAAUCAUCAGCUAUGCUGCUGUGAUCACAGCUUACUUUCAGCCUAACAAGAUUAAGAACCUGACGGGAGUCAAAGCCAGGGAGUUCAUGAUUUGGAUCAAUUUGACUGAAAUUUGUGUGGAGGAAGAGCAUGAUUCUCAAUCUGGGUUCAUCACGUUCAGGACGCUUGUUGGUUUGUCCAGGUCUAUUCCACUGUCUUUGUUCGGAGCUUGGACAGCGGAUUUCCAGGAUAAAGUUGAUGGAUCAAAGGAGGAAAACUGGUGAAGAGCAAGGAAUUAAAGAUGUAAAUGAACGAUAAUUAUUUUCAUUUGUUCCAUUGCUUGUGUUUUUUUUUCGUGAUCCUGUAAACGUGAACAUUUUUCUGAAAUCAAAGGAUAUCCAGCUGUCCAUGAUCUGGUAAUGAGUGGAAGAAAAGAUACAGGAAGAAUAGAAUAUGCUGAGGAUAAAGAAAUGCUUGUAGAAUAAGAAUAUGCUUAACAU
Molecule: messenger RNA, 730 nt
Organism: Rubroshorea leprosula
Lineage: Eukaryota; Viridiplantae; Streptophyta; Magnoliopsida; Malvales; Dipterocarpaceae
Source: the annotation of a GenBank genome assembly